Molecule: messenger RNA, 1985 nt
Organism: Calliphora vicina (urban bluebottle blowfly)
Lineage: Eukaryota; Metazoa; Arthropoda; Insecta; Diptera; Calliphoridae
Gene: Ns1
Product: Nucleostemin 1
Exons: 6
Coding region: 106-1860 (584 amino acids)
Cellular component (GO): nucleolus
Molecular function (GO): GTP binding
Source: RefSeq, a predicted model, not a curated record
CGCAUUUAAACAUCUUCGUUGUUUGUCUGAUAGAAUUUUGGUUUCACGUGUUUUCUCGGCUAGUGCAGUUUGUAUUUUAAAUCAUAAUAAUAAAAAGGAAUUAAAAUGGCUUUGAAACGUCUUAAAACUAAAAAAUCUAAACGGAUGACGGGAAAACUUAAGCACAAAAUUGAGAAAAAAGUACGAGAUCACAAUAAAAAAAUAAAACGUGAAGCAAAAAAGAAUCCCAAGAAGGGAAGUAAGAAACAGAAAUUGAUACAGAUUCCAAACAUAUGCCCUUUCAAAGAGGAUAUUUUAAAAGAAGUCGAAGAAGUCAAAAAGCGUAAAGAAGAAGAUCGCCUAAAGAGGCGAGAAGCUUUUAAAUUGGAAAAGGAUCAAAAUAGAUUCAAAACUCUUGAGGCAAUGGUUGAUGAUGCUGAUGUGCGUGGAACAGUACACACUAUAAUGCACGAAAAUGACACUGGAAAUAAUCAGAAAGAGUACAAAGAAUCGGCAUCUAAGGAGCAAUCACUAAAGCAAUAUUUCAAAGAGUUUAAAAAGGUUUUGGAAAACGCCGAUGUUGUUUUGGAAGUCGUGGAUGCUCGCGAUCCUUUAGGAACUCGCUGUACAGAAGUUGAACGCGCUGUUCGUUCGGCCCAUGGCAACAAGCGCCUAGUUUUAAUAUUGAACAAAGCUGAUUUGGUCCCUAAAGAAAAUUUGAAUGCUUGGUUGAAAUAUUUCAGACGUUUGGGACCAGUAACGGCUUUCAAAGCAUCCACUCAAGACCAAAACACAAAAUUGGGCAGACGCAAAUUUAACCAAAUGAACUCUGAAAAAGCCAUGCAGGGCUCUAUGUGUAUCGGAGCCGAGUUGCUGAUGUCCAUGUUGGGUAAUUAUUGUCGUAAUAAAGGCAUUAAAACAUCAAUACGCGUAGGUGUUGUCGGCAUACCAAAUGUGGGAAAGAGUUCUAUUAUCAAUUCCCUGACUCGUGGCAAAACUUGCUCUGUUGGAUGUACACCCGGUGUUACUAGAGCAAUGCAAGAAGUAGAAUUAGACUCAAAGAUAAAACUUAUUGAUUGCCCUGGUAUUGUGUUUACAAGUUCCGGAAAUAAUGACAAUAUGCCAGCCGUUUUAAAGAAUGCCCAACGUGUAGGCGAUGUAAAAGACCCUUUCACAGUUGCUGAAAGCGUUUUGAAGAGAGCCAGCAAAGAAUAUUUCUGUAAAUUAUAUGAUAUCACUGAGUAUGAUACAUUUGAGGAAUUCUUUGCUAAAAAGGCUGCUAGAAUGGGAAAAUUCCUAAAGAAAGGAGUUCCCGACGUAGUUGCCGCUGCGCGUAGUGUAUUAAAUGAUUGGAAUACAGGAAAAAUUAAAUAUUGCACUCAUCCACCAGAAGUUAUAGAAAAUAAUGAUGUUCAUGUGAGUGCUUCCAUUGUUCAUGCAGAGGCUCGCGAAUUCGAUGUUGACAACUUCGAAGCAAUGGAAACUGAUAUUUUAAAUAACUUUGAUGUUAAAAAAGAUGAAGUAAUGGAAAUUACCUCUACCGGACCCGUUGAGUAUAAGGCACCGAAUGAAAAUGAGGAUGGGGACGAAGAAGCAAACACCGUCAUUGAUGAAAGUGAUUUACAUAGUAAGGGAAAGAAACGCAAAUUGGAUGAGGAUGGUAAUAGAAAACCAAAAACAGAUCCCACCAUGGAAUUGGAAGGAAAUCAAACACUCAACAGAAAUAUUAAGGAACAGUUGAAGAAAAAGAAGAAACAGAAUGCACGUAAUGAAAAGAAAGUUUCUAAAAUUGCUGAUGUUCUGGAUAAUUUCAGCAUAAGUACAUCAAAUGAUGAUAAGGAUGAUAAAUACGACUUUGAUGAGGACUAUGUAAUUGAAUAAUUUGUGCCUACAUAUAAUAUGUAUUUUAAUUUAUAGUUAAAUAAUAUGUAUAAUACGUUAUAUUGAUAGUUGGUAUUUAAUUUUUUUUACAUACAACAAAAAUAUAUCAGUUUUUUUCUUUUAUA